Lobosporangium transversale is the source of this 489-nucleotide messenger RNA. RefSeq lists its product as hypothetical. The coding region runs from base 1 to 489 and encodes 162 amino acids. The record is from RefSeq and is a predicted model, not a curated record. Lineage: Eukaryota; Fungi; Mortierellomycota; Mortierellomycetes; Mortierellales; Mortierellaceae. The transcript has a single exon.
AUGGCAAGAUACUACAUUGCCAAAUCAACCCUCCACAUGUGCAAUGGCUCCAAAAUCCCGUUAUCAUCACCUCAUUUGAAGUCUAUUAAGCUUGGAUACCUCGAUAUUCUUAAAGAUGACUGGAUUGUGCUCAUACGGAACCUUCGUUUCAAACACAGUGGAGACACUUAUCUUGAGGGAACCAAUUUUUCAGAUCGGCAAGCAGAACUUUUGCUUGAAUGUCUUUCAUACUGUGCAAGCGUUCAACCUACAUCUUAUAGUGGCGAUGAAAAAAUGAAAUCGGUAGCGCUCAAAACACUGAAGAUCGAGGGAUCUCUGGUCCACUGCUCCUGUGUUGACUGGAUUUGUAGCCCAAGUACACGCAUUAUUGCCAGAUUGCGAGUUAAAAGGUCUGAGAGUAUGGCAACAGCAACAACAAAAAGAAGCAGAAAUUCUGGCAUUUACAUUCUUCCUAGUCACCGUAAUGAGUACAUUUACCUUUCACUUUAG